Molecule: messenger RNA, 132 nt
Organism: Paramecium sonneborni
Lineage: Eukaryota; Ciliophora; Oligohymenophorea; Peniculida; Parameciidae
Source: the annotation of a GenBank genome assembly
AUGAAAUUGAAAUAAUAAUAUAAAAUUAAAGCAUUGAUAGGACAUAAAAAAUAAAAUAGCUACAAUGAUAAAAGGAAGAGUAAAUAAUAAAUGACAAUUAUGAAUUAUCUAUUCAAUUAUGAUCUAAUUUGA